CGAAGAUGAAACGAUCCGUCAUUGAGGCGCCAACCUCUGUUCUUAAAUCGUCUAAACCCUUCACCAGAAGUCCAAUAUAUACUACUGUUUCUGUAAUUCUGGCACUUCGCGAAUACAGAGUUAUAAUCGUUGAGGAUUUGCUUCCCAGUCCUAGUCCUGCCUGCAGGUUAUAAUCUUCGACAAUGAAGAAAAACUUAAAAAAGCAAGAUUCCGUGAUUGAUAAUCGUAACAAUGAACCGGUUAUUAUCAACGAUGAUGAUGAUGAAGAUACUGAAUCUUUGAAUUCUAAUGUUGCAUCCAAAGUUAGGGGGAAAAAGAGAAAGUUGAUUUCAAUGGUAUGGAACUAUUUUGAAAUGUUAGAUACAAAACCGGGAGAGGAGUUAAUGUGUAAAUGCAAAAAGUGUGGAAACAAGUAUAGUGCUGAUAGCAAGAAUGGCACGGGCAAUCUAAAUCGGCACAUACAAAGCUGUGUGAAAAUUACAACUAAAGACAUUGGCCAGUUUCUUCUAUCCUCUAAUCAAGGUCCGCUUCUUUCUAGAAAUCCUCAAUUUAGUCAAGAAAAUUUAGAGAGUUGCUAGUUCAGGCUCUUAUUAGACAUGAUUUACCGUUUAGUUUUGUGGAAUACGAAGGAAUUAGAGAUCUGUUAAAGUAUUUGGAACCGAAGGUUAGUUUUUUUAGUAGGCACACUGCUAGAACAGAUGCAAAGAAAAUGCAUGCUUCAUUAGUUAGUAAGGUUCGAAACGAAUUAAGUGUAUGUCCUGGUCAAAUCUGUGUGACGUCCGAAUGUUGGAGUUCUAUAGUUACUGAUGGUUAUAUAAGUUUGACAGCACAUUUCAUUGAUAGUGAGUGGGUUUUGCAUAAAAAAAUUCUUAACUUUUCAUAUAUGCCUCCACCUCACAAUGGAGUCUCUUUAGCUGAAAAAAUCCAUACUUUGGUUGCUUAUUGGGGUAUCGAUAAGAAAUUGUUAUCUCUCACACUAGACAAUGCAUCUGCGAAUGAUAUCUGUGUUAAUAUUCUUCGCUCUCAGUUAAAGUUGAAAGAUGCGUUAGUGUAUGAUGGUGCUUUGUUUCACAUAAGGUGUUGUGCACAUAUAUUGAAUCUAAUUGUGCAAGAGGGUUUAAAAAAGAUUGAUGUAUCAGUGGACAAAGUAAGAGAGUGUGUCAAAUAUAUAAAGGGUUCACAUAUAAGAAAAAAUAGUUUUAGAAAAUGUAUUUCUCUUGAUGAUAAAAAAGGUUUACUUCAAGAUGUUCCUACAAGAUGGAAUUCAACGUAUAAAAUGCUUUCAAGUGCUUUGUACUAUCAACUUUCUUUCUAUCAACUGGAACUAAGUGAUUCAAACUUCAAAUGUUGUCCAUCUUUAGAGGAGUGGAAGAGAAUCGAAACUAUAUGUUGCUUUCUUGAAAUCUUCGACAAUGCAACUAAAGCCUUUUCAGGAUCAUAUUAUACUACAUCCACUCUGUAUUUUCCUCAUGUGUUUCGCAUUCAGCUAAAGUUGGUUGAAGCCUGUAAAAGUUCGGAUACUUUUAUGAAACAAAUAGCUGAAUAAAUGUUUGCUAAAUUUAACAAAUAUUGGGCUGAAUUUAAUCUUGUAUUAGCUGUGGCUGUGAUAUUUGAUCCUCGAUAUAAAUUGCAUAUGUUAGAGUUAACAUAUAAUAGACUGUAUGGUGAAGAAUCCGUUGAGUUCAAAAAGGUAAAAAGCACACUUUUUGGCAUUUAUGAUGAGUAUUUAGAAAAAGAACAUGGGUCAGCAGCUACUGUUGCUUCUGAUGUGGAUAAGUCUAAGAAUGCAACAAGAGUCAACCAACAAUCAAUGGAUGUUUGGAAGGAGUUUGAAACAUUUGACACUAUUAAUACAACUUUGAAAAAGAGUGAACUUGAGAUGUAUUUAGAUGAACAAAGAAUUGAUUUAUCUCAAAAUGUCCAAGUUCUUGAUUUUUUGAAAGCACAUGCAUAUCGUUAUCCAAAUUUGUGUAGAAUGGCAAGAGAUGUUUUAUCUAUUCCAGUAUCAACUGUUGCUUCUGAAGCUUCUUUUAGUAUUGGUGGAAGAAUUCUAGAUCAAUAUCGUAGCACAUUAACCCCACAAAUUGUUGAGUCACUGAUAUGUAGUCGGGAUUGGCUUUUUAGAGAUUCAGGUUUGCAAACAAAAGAAAAGGAAGCAAUGGAUGCUAUUAUUGAAGAUGUUAUUUCUCAACACAAUGAUGGUGAAGAUGCAAUGGAUGGUGAAGAUUGAAAACCAGCACAUGUUAUAUUUUGUUGAAGCAACUUUAUUUGUUUUUUAAAUUUUAUCAUCUUUUGGUACUUUUAAGUAUUUUGGAGAAUGUAUUUUGUGGUAAUUUAUAACUUUUGACAUCCUAUUAUUUGUUGGUUCAAAAGAACUUAUUGAAGGAUGUAUUUUGUGGUAAGUAUUAAUUUAUGAUG
Messenger RNA from Helianthus annuus (common sunflower), 2418 nucleotides. Its product is annotated as zinc finger BED domain-containing protein RICESLEEPER 2-like. The coding region runs from base 1547 to 2230 and encodes 227 amino acids. The transcript is spliced from 5 exons. Gene Ontology annotation, molecular function: DNA binding; protein dimerization activity. The record is from RefSeq and is a predicted model, not a curated record. Lineage: Eukaryota; Viridiplantae; Streptophyta; Magnoliopsida; Asterales; Asteraceae.